Molecule: messenger RNA, 1341 nt
Organism: Monomorium pharaonis (pharaoh ant)
Lineage: Eukaryota; Metazoa; Arthropoda; Insecta; Hymenoptera; Formicidae
Exons: 4
Coding region: 16-774 (252 amino acids)
Source: RefSeq, a predicted model, not a curated record
UGGCGCAAGUGUUGCAUGCACCGUCGCGGCAAUUGCUGGCGCAAGUCUGUGGGAAGAGCGAGCGGACCGGGUUUGCCGUCGCCGUCGCGGCUACUGUCAGUGAUUAGACGUGGCACGGUGCGGCCGAUUACGGCCAUGGAGUGGCGGCAGGAGACGAUAUUGAAGCUGAUCGGCGCGUUUCGCGCGAGGCGGAUCCUCUGGGACCACAAUGCGCCGGACUACACCGACCGGAGCAAGAGAAUCUACGCGUGGAAGGAAAUUGCCGACGAGCUCGGAUGCGACGUGAUGACGGUGGAGAGGAAGCUGAAGAGCCUGAAGACUCACUUCAUGUCGGUCCACAAAGCAUACGCGAAACGCAGGCUCAAGGCGGAUCUGAUUCCUGGCAGCGACGUCCGGCCCAAGUGGUUCGCCUACGAGGCCUUGACUUUCCUGAACAAGGGACGCUUGACGCGAAUCAAUCGCGAGAUACCGAGCGUGGAGAAGCAGAAUCCCGCACCUGUCUCUAAUUGGAAAUCACAGGAGAUUUCGACAGGCCGUGACGAAUUCACGGUUUUUGCCGAGCACGUCGCCAUCCGACUGAAGAAUAUAGUGGACGUGCGUGCGAGACUUGUCGCGCAGCAUCAGAUAAACAACAUACUUUUCGAGGCCGAGAUGGGAAAGUAUAGUAUGCAGCAGCCCUUCGGCCCGGACAAUCCGGAGAUCAUGGAGAACCUGGAGCCCUCGACGUCGAACGAAGAGAAAGUAAUGAUAAACAAUAUUUCUCACGCGGUCUAACUGAAUCUUCUUCCUCUUCUCUCUUUCCUUUCCUUUUUUCCACAGAUGCGCUAUCUGCGCGUUAUGUUCCAAAAUUUUGCAGCGAGUCGUUCGCCCCACGUUACCUACAUCGCAUCCGCCCGAUUUUUACGGCGCGCGGUUGUCGGCAACAUGCAGCGAUCUCUCGCGUUGUACUUGUCGUAAAUAAUGCUGAAGGGUGAACGAUGAGGACCAUUGAUUUUAACGAGUCUCUCGAAGAUCGCGAAUAACGUUUUUGGCUGAGUUUGCUCCGCCAGACAAACGUUCUAUUUGUGUGCCUCGCUUUGCCCGGCAUAUCCUUUGUCGUUACAAACCGCGAAAGCCACGUCAAACGACGCGCUGACAACGCGAAACGCAGAAAUCGGCGGCGCUGCGCUUUCAUUUUUUCGCUCCCGUAUAUACCGAAGUACUUGUAACACACAUAUACACACACACACGCACACACACACGACGAAUUGAAACAAUAUCCGUCUAUUGUAUUUAAUGAUUUUAUGAUAAUUGAAUUCGUUCUUUUUCAUUGUGGGAAUUGAAUAAAUUAUGUCUGCAACG